AUGGCGUUGUCCAGCUGCUUGUGGCUCUUGGCUCUCGCUUUCCUGCUGGGUUCCUGCACUUCCCUGGCGCUGGGGCAUCUCGACCCGCCGGCUCCCCUGCCGCUGGUGAUCUGGCAUGGGAUGGGAGACAGCUGUUGUAAUCCCUUAAGUAUGGGUGCUAUUAAAAAAAUGGUUGAGAAGAAAAUACCUGGAAUUCACGUCUUAUCUUUAGAGAUUGGGAAGACUCUCAGAGAGGAUGUGGAGAACAGCUUCUUUUUGAAUGUCAACUCCCAAGUAACAACAGUGUGUCAGAUUCUUGCUAAGGAUCCUAAAUUGCAGCAAGGCUACAAUGCUAUGGGGUUCUCCCAGGGAGGCCAAUUUCUGCGGGCAGUGGCUCAGAGAUGCCCAUCACCUCCCAUGGUCAAUCUCAUCUCAGUUGGGGGACAACAUCAAGGUGUUUUUGGACUCCCUCGGUGCCCAGGAGAAAGCUCACACAUCUGUGACUUCAUCAGAAAAACACUGAACGCAGGGGCUUACAACAAAGCUAUACAGGAACGCCUGGUGCAAGCAGAAUACUGGCAUGACCCCAUCAAGGAGGACAUAUACCGCAACCACAGCAUCUUCCUGGCAGAUAUUAAUCAAGAGAGAGGUGUCAAUGAGUCCUACAAGAAAAACCUGAUGGCCCUCAAGAAGUUUGUGAUGGUGAAAUUCCUCAAUGAUUCCAUCGUGGACCCUGUGGAUUCUGAGGACCGCCUGGGGCUCAAGGCAAUGGACAAGGCUGGACAGCUGGUGUUCCUGGCUCUUGAAGGUGACCACCUUCAACUGUCCGAAGAAUGGUUUUAUGCCCACAUCAUACCCUUCCUUGAGUGAAACCCUUGUAGUCUGAACCAGAGCUCAGGGAACCCCUCCCACUUCCAAACCAGUUCCCUCUAUGCCCAAGCCUGAGCUCAGAUCCAGCUAGCAACUAAUCCUUUUCUUUAGUCAUCAUCGAACAUGCCCUGCUUGGAAAGAUCCAAGAUACGAGUCUUAUCCUUUGCCUCAUCCUAUCAGCAGAUGGUGUGGAAUGUCAGUUUAAUUAGCUAACAGCCGUGGAGCUUGUCUUACCACCUUUGAUAUGGUCAGACUCUUUUAGGAAUCAGGAGUUUGCUGCAGGUCAGUGCCAGAGCUUUGCCCAGGCCUGGAAGAGACUGAACAAACUAAACCAAUGAGAUAGUCUAAGAUGAAUGACUUUCUCAGGAAAAUCUAGCCGCAUCUCAAGCCGAGGGUCCAAUACCCAGGCCUGAGGUAUUCACAUAAAAUGCUUUCUUAACUAUUCUGGUGAUAAGACCAGUGCUUGGAAAAGUAUUGCUUGGCUAAUGCAACCAUGUAAUUUCUUUAAGGCUGCCCUCCUCUGAGUAUGUUACUUUCUGUGUGUCUUGGGUAUUAUUUUACAAAUUCUGGCAGCCCACGAUCUUGCCUUGAUAGCACUGUCUCCUUAGGUAGUGAUGAAUUAGUUGCUCUGUCACAAAAGGAGGGAAGUAGCACCCAGUCGGAUUGCUUAAGGCAGGAAGUAUACAUAUUGCUAAACUCAGAUGGGGACGGUAGGGAGGUUUAAAGAAAAAUGUAAAAAUUUAAAAAGGAGGCGGUAGCUGGCUCUUUCCAUUCCACCCUUGAUAAAGCUGUCCCUUCUGAAUAUGACUGGUGGUCUGGAUUCCAGAGUUACUCUAUUGCUGGCAUUAGCGAAGACUGGGAGGGGAAAAAAUGUGAACAGAUCAGGCUUUCUAACUUCUAUCUCAAAAAUGUGUAUUACCAGCACACUCCAAACUGCUUCUGAUGUGUUCUGUGAAAAAAAGAUUGCUCAAGAAAGCUUAGGGAACAUUCCAUAACCCUUUUCUCUUGGAGACCUACCCACCUUAGAAUAUUAAGGACUCUUGAGAAUUUCUGCUAAAGACAUCUUAGCCCGACUCCCUUACCCCAUGUAAUCCUAGCACCACUUUUGGAAGACUGUUCUGCAGAAUGCUCCGUCUGUGGAAACGAUUAGCUGCGUCUGAGGGAAGCACUUUAUUGAGUGCUACAAAGUUUACCUUCUGGUUUUCCUUCAUCUUUCAAGACUUUUCAACUAAAACAAGGGGAUGAAAGGCAAGAAGUGGGGACGGGUGAAAACAAUUUUAUGAAGUUGUCUAAAAUAAAGAGUAG
This is a messenger RNA of Budorcas taxicolor (takin), 2154 nucleotides long. It is a transcript of the gene PPT1, whose product is annotated as palmitoyl-protein thioesterase 1. Gene Ontology annotation, molecular function: palmitoyl-(protein) hydrolase activity. Gene Ontology annotation, biological process: receptor-mediated endocytosis; protein depalmitoylation; nervous system development. NCBI's taxonomy places the organism in Eukaryota, Metazoa, Chordata, Mammalia, Artiodactyla, Bovidae. The record is from RefSeq and is a predicted model, not a curated record. The transcript is spliced from 8 exons. Bases 1 to 849 code for a protein of 282 amino acids. Gene Ontology annotation, cellular component: lysosome.